CUUUCUUCUGUUCAUCCCAUGAUGUAUGCCUGGUUUGUUGGUUUUCAAAACUUCCUCAUGCUCCUUCUUCUUCAUCCUUUACUGUAAUCUGAUCACUGAUUGUCGAAAAUCAACGGAAUUUCAUAGCGACGACUCCAAUUGAUCGAAUCAUUCAGUCCUCUCAACACAUGGACGACGAGCCUCGGUGACCUCAACACAACUACACCUACAGCGUCUCGUUCAAGUCGCGCACCACGUUUCCCACCCGCCCAUCAUGCUUCUUCUUCCAAGUGGGCUCCCCGAGCCCAGUGUCCAUACCAUGGCUUCUGUCGGCUAUGUCCAAGUGGCCCUCAUCUGGGUUGUUUACGCCAUCGCAGUUGUCCUCCUCCUCUCCAUCGCUUCGCUAUUCGUCUACCUCUACCAAACACACCGAGAACGGUCCAUAUUGGUCACAACCGUCUGCAUCUUCACCAUCACUGCCCUCCUAGCCACCGUUUUACUCCUCCCCGUCGAUGUUGCUCUGGUCUCCAGUACUACUAGCUCCAGAACAGGUCAACGCAAAGAUUGGGCCUCCCAAGAUAAAGUGGACGACAUAACAUUUACUCUGCGAGUGGUGUAUUACUUCCUUUACUCGCUUGAUGCCGUUUUGUGUCUCGUUGUCAUUCCAUUCACCUAUUUCUGGUAUGAGGAAUACGAUGAAGUCGCUCAAGAGGAGGGUUCACAAACUUUUGGCUCCCGGUUCUGGGGAGCUUUGAAAUUCACGUUGGCUUUUGUCUUUCUCGUCGUUGCCAUUUUCCUUGUCGGAUUCUUCAUUCCAAGAGCCUCGAACCAUGAAGGGGCGCACUUCGAUCUCGAUUUCUUCAAGAGAUUGCUGGCCGAGAACCGAGGUGAAAAAGCACUGACUUUUGCCCUGGGCAUCCUCAUAACACUUGGCAUUGUUCUCUAUUGCUUCUACACUGCUGCAGGCCUGGCUUUAUUGCCUCUGACCCUCAUCAAAUCUGCUCCAGCUAUAUCAGCUCCUGCUCUGACAGAAUCCACUGCUGCCCAGCUUGAGAAUAAUCAGGAAAGGCAACGGCAAUUAGAGGGUCGAGCUCAGGGAAAUCCUGAUGGUCUAUCUUCCAAAGACCAGCGUGAACUCGAUGCAUUGGUCCGAGAGGAACGCACCCUGCGACGGCACCAGCGACUGGCCGCUGAAGCAUCUGGUCGAGACCGAAAUAUCUUCUGGAAGAUUUGGCUCAAGUUGGAGGCUAUUUUCCGACCAAUUAAGCUCCUUCUAGGAAUGCUUUUGGUGCUGGUGGUACUCUUGGUCUUUGUCAGUAUGCUCAUUACCGGGAUUGACAAGGCUAAGAAUUCCAUCUGCAAACGACACUGCGGCUAUCUCCUUGGGCACAUCAACAUCUUUCAGCCCGUCAACUGGAUCCUGGUCAAGUCGGCCAAGGUCUUUCCUGUCGACUAUGUCAUAUUUCUGCUACUCGUCCUCUUAUUCUUCAGCGCCUCAGUCAUCGGCAUCGCAACCAUUGGAAUCCGCAUUUUAUGGAUCACGAUCUUCCGGAUUCGAAAGGCUCAUACUUCACCCCAAGCCUUACUCAUUGCUACGGUUCUACUGACGUUAAUGACUUUGGCGAUUAAUUAUUCUAUCGCCAUGCUCGUCGCGCCCCAAUACGCAACUUUUGGGCCACAAACAUUCUGCGAUCAUCCUCCCAAACAUCCUGGCGAACAGCCCGACUGCACGAAUCACCUGCAGCACAUUAUCCCAUGUACUGAAAACACCGACAAUCCUGCAGCAAGGAAUGUCUGUACUCCUUCUGUUGUUUCGACCUUUUUGAACCGAGUCACGGUCAACUAUCCAUUUUUUGGAAUUGUCGACUUCUGGGCACAAUUUGUGUUUCUGGGCAUCUUCCUUAUGGCGUUCAUCUUACUUCUUUUCAGAACCCCCAAGUUAUCCGACACAGAUGCUGACGAGGAUGAGCUGGAAGAGGAAGAGGAAGGACUUCUUGCAAGCACCGGGCGACGCUUUGGGGCAACAUGGCAAGAUAUCACGGGCCGCACCAGCCAUGGCGGCAGGAACGGUGGUGCACAAGGCCGUGGGACGCGUGAUGUGGUAGAUGAUUGAUGCUAGGGCAAGGAGUGCGAAAAUGAUGGGGCCAGGAUGAGAGGCAUAAUUUGUCACUCUGUUUAAGCGGGCAUAUGAGAGGCAUCGACUUUGACCAACAAAAUGUGGAGCCUCAGCACUCAGGCGUCAGGGGAUUCCUUCGAAGUGCAGAUUGUAACAGCAGGACAUCUAGCGAAGGGCGAAAGGACUCGUUGUAUCCAGGUUCUCUACGUGGUCCUCUGAUGCUUAUUACUUGACGUAUAUGACAUGUUGAAUUAAUACACGAAAAUUGA
This is a messenger RNA of Exophiala mesophila, 2364 nucleotides long. RefSeq lists its product as uncharacterized. Gene Ontology annotation, biological process: protein localization to vacuole. Gene Ontology annotation, cellular component: vacuolar membrane. The record is from RefSeq and is a predicted model, not a curated record. Bases 254 to 2092 code for a protein of 612 amino acids. The transcript has a single exon. NCBI's taxonomy places the organism in Eukaryota, Fungi, Ascomycota, Eurotiomycetes, Chaetothyriales, Herpotrichiellaceae.